Molecule: messenger RNA, 11642 nt
Organism: Cyphomyrmex costatus
Lineage: Eukaryota; Metazoa; Arthropoda; Insecta; Hymenoptera; Formicidae
Gene: rg
Product: A kinase anchor protein rugose
Exons: 53
Coding region: 16-9669 (3217 amino acids)
Biological process (GO): intracellular protein localization
Cellular component (GO): membrane; cytosol
Molecular function (GO): protein kinase binding
Source: RefSeq, a predicted model, not a curated record
UUAACUGGGGAUACGAUGGAAGGCAUCAUACAGUGCCUGGUCUUCCUCAAAGCUUUUUCGCUUGUAGGCGGUGAAUUCGACAUAGAGCUGAAUUUCGUGAUACAGGACGCACAGAACAUCAGGCAUAUGCUGGAGCUUCUCGACCAUUGCCCACCCAAUCUCCAGGCCGAAAUAUGGAGCGUCUUUAUUGCGAUUCUGAGAAAAAGCGUUAGAAACUUACAAGCAUGUACUGAUGUAAGUCUCAUAGAACAUGUUCUACAUCGAUUAUCUCGUGCGGAAACUGUUGUUGCCGAUUUGUUAAUCGAUAUGCUGGGAGUGCUAGCAAGCUAUAGCAUAACAGUGAAAGAAUUGAAGCUUUUGUUCGGUACUAUGAAAUCCGUUAAAGGAAAGUGGCCACGGCAUUCGGCGAAACUAUUAAACGUCCUCCGCCAAAUGCCGCAGCGAAAUGGGCCAGACGUGUUUUUCAGUUUUCCUGGCAAGAAGGGAUCGGCAAUUGUUUUGCCACCGCUUGCAAAGUGGCCGCACGAGAAUGGAUUUACCUUUACCACAUGGUUCCGUCUAGAUCCCAUCAACUCUGUUAAUAUCGAACGAGAAAAACCGUACCUCUACUGCUUUAAAACAAGCAAAGGAGUAGGAUACUCUGCGCAUUUUGUAGGCAGGUGCUUAGUCCUGACUUCAAUGAAAAUAAAAGGCAAGGGCUUCCAACAUUGUGUCAAAUACGAAUUUCAGCCACGAAAGUGGUACAUGGUCGCGAUAGUGUAUAUAUACAAUAGGUGGACAAAAAGUGAAAUUAAGUGUUUGGUCAAUGGCCAGUUGGCGUCGAGUACAGAAACCACAUGGCAUGUUUCGACGAAUGACCCUUUUGACAAAUGUUACAUUGGAGCAACCCCCGAACUGGACGAAGAGCGCGUGUUUUGCGGACAAAUGAGUGCAAUAUAUUUAUUCAGCGAAGCGCUGACAACGCAUCAGAUAUGCGCAAUGCAUAGAUUGGGGCCGGGAUAUAAGAGCCAGUUUCGAUUCGACAAUGAGUGCUACCUGAAUCUGCCCGACAAUCAUAAAAGGGUACUUUACGACGGAAAGUUGUCGAAUGCAAUUGUGUUCAUGUACAAUCCAGUAGCGACAGAUUCGCAGCUUUGUCUACAGAGCGCACCGAAAGGCAAUGUCUCUUAUUUUGUACAUACACCGCACGCCCUCAUGCUACAGGAUGUCAAGGCAAUCAUAACACACUCUAUUCACAGCACGUUAAACUCGAUAGGUGGUAUUCAAGUACUGUUCCCAUUAUUCUCACAGCUGGAUAUGCCUUAUGACUGCACAGCACCGAACGACAUUAAGCGCGAUCCCACAUUAUGUUCGAAAUUGCUCGGGUUUAUUUGCGACUUAGUGGAGAGUUCUCAAACCGUUCAACAACAUAUGGUACAAAACAGAGGAUUUCUGGUAAUAAGUUUUAUGCUACAGAGAGCCAGUCGAGAUCAUCUCACGACAGAAGUUCUUGCAUCUUUCUUGGAGCUUACGAAACAUUUAGUGACUUGUCUUAGCGCAAACAGCGAUUUGUUAUUGAAACAGCUACUGGAUCACGUUCUUUUUAAUCCCGCUCUGUGGAUAUACACACCAGCACCAGUUCAAACACGGCUUUAUUCGUACCUGGCUACAGAAUUUCUUAGCGACACGCAAAUUUAUUCCAAUGUGAGACGCGUAUCGACGGUUUUGCAAACCGUACACACGCUCAAAUACUAUUACUGGGUAGCUAAUCCUCGCGCGAAAAGUGGAAUAACACCGAAAGGACUCGAUGGUCCGCGACCGCAACAGAAAGACAUUCUUACAAUUCGUUCAUACAUUUUAUUAUUUUUAAAACAAUUGAUAAUGAUUGGUAACGGUGUAAAAGACGAUGAAUUACAGAGCAUACUUAAUUAUUUAACGACAAUGCACGAGGAUGAAAAUUUGCACGAUGUUUUACAAAUGCUAAUAUCUUUGAUGUCGGAACAUCCAUCAUCGAUGGUACCCGCAUUCGAUGCGAAACAAGGAGUACGAACAAUUUUCAAACUUUUGGCAGCUGAAAGCCAGUUGAUACGUUUGCAAGCGUUAAAACUACUAGGAUUCUUCCUCAGCCGCAGUACACAUAAACGGAAAUACGAUGUCAUGAGCCCGCAUAAUCUGUACACGUUAUUGGCUGAAAGGCUCUUAUUGAACGAGGAAACACUCUCAUUACCGACAUACAAUGUUUUAUACGAGAUUAUGACUGAGCACAUCAGUCAACAAAUAUUGUAUACCAGACAUCCUGAACCUGAAUCUCAUUACCGUUUAGAAAAUCCAAUGAUCCUAAAGGUAGUGGCAACAUUAAUUCGACAAUCAAAGCAAACGGAACAGCUGCUGGAAGUAAAGAAACUAUUCCUGUCAGAUAUGACACUACUUUGUAAUAACAAUCGGGAGAAUCGGCGAACAGUUUUGCAAAUGUCUGUGUGGCAGGAGUGGCUUAUUGCUAUGGCUUACAUCCAUCCUAAGAAUACCGAGGAACAGAAGAUAUCAGAUAUGGUGUAUUCCUUAUUUCGCAUGCUUCUUCAUCACGCUAUCAAGCAUGAAUACGGUGGCUGGCGUGUUUGGGUUGAUACGCUGGCUAUCGUGCACUCUAAGGUAUCAUAUGAGGAAUUCAAGCUUCAGUUUGCUCAAAUGUACGAGCAUUACGAGCGACAGAGAUCCGACAACAUUACGGAUCCUGAGCUAAGACAGCAGAGGCCCAUCAGCACGAUUUCUGGAUGGGAUCAGCAACAUUCUGGUAGUAAUGGAUACAAUAGACCAGCGGUGUGGGGAAAUCAAAAUCACGAGAUGCAGCAUAUAGAAAGAAAUUACAAAGAGUUUGAUUCAUCCGAGACAAAUGAUCGAUUGGAAGAAUCCUGCAGCUGCGACCUUAAUUCAAUAGAUAAUACCGAAAGCGACGGUAGUCCGGCCAUCGUGAAAUCGCGCAGCGAAACUUUAGACACACUGCAAUCGUGUGAGGUGGUGUCAUUGGACUCCAGAUUGAGUGAUAAACCAGAAACACCAACUACCGCGCGUGAAACUCACACGGAGACACCGACGAUCCUUGAGGAAGCAAACAGCGAAGCCGUCUCGUUGCCAACUACGCAAGAAACCAGCGAAGUGAUAUCGAUUGAGAGCUCCAGCGACUUCUACAGCGAGGUGCACAAAAUCGAGAGUUCCAGUCCUGACUCAAUGAUAGUUCAAGACACUUUGAAAAAAGAAGAAGACAUAGUUCUUGAGAAACAAUCUGUUGUUGUUACCGAAUCCUCUUCAACUGAACAGAUUAAGGAAACCACGGAAGUGACACCUGUCGAAUCGAAAGAUUCGAAGGAAACUGUGACAGAUACAAAUAUUCCCGACAUGGAUUCCACAACAGUGAACAAAGUUGAUAAUCCACUGGUUGAGGACAAGGAUGUGAAGGAGGAGAUUGCUAAGUCUGUCGAGGAGAAUAACGUUACGACCGAUGACAGUAAUACGCCAACCAACACUGAAGAUUCCGACAAGGCUGCAACAGUAAUUGAAAAUGUGGCCGACUCUAUUACUUCAAAAGUCGACGCCGACACUGAAGAAGAUACCGUGCCAAAUGUCCCUUCUGACGAAACGCAGGAACCGUUAACAGUUAAAGUCAUCGAGAAGCUCCAAUUGGAGAACGAUCGCGAGGUAAUUGAUAGCGAUACAUCAGAAGCAUACUUGACGCCAACUGAGAACCAAGAAAUCUCGAGUGAGAUAAAAAGCAGAUCGUCCGAAAAUGAGAAAAACGACGAUGAGUCCGUCGAAAAAAAGGAUAUUUCCGAAGACAGGGACAUUACCGCUGAGACUGGUGAGAAGGACGCAGGAGAAACUGUAAAAAAUCCUAAUUGCUCAACUAGCGUAGUAGAAGGCGGUGAGGCUUGCGCGGAGAAGGCGAUAGAUCUAGGAAACGAGAAGGUGGAACCCGUAAUAGUGAAUAGUGCGUUAAGUAGUGAUAAACGCGCCGUGGAUUCUUUAACGGAGGACAAAAGUGCUGUUAUUAAUGAUAACGAAGACGCGAAUGUAAACGAGAAACACUCAAGGGAGCCGUCCACUAUUUCUACUAACGUAAGUGAUAAUAAGUCAGACGUUCCUGCGACGACUGACGAGGUAGAAGUUACAGGUAGUGUUUGUAGUAAUAGCGACGUUCAAAGUUCUGUAGAUAAUAUGACGCAAGUGCCAAAUCCUAAGCAGCAAAUCUCAACAAUAUCUACGGUCUGUGAUGCAACUAAAAGUUUAUCCGACGGUGUGCCUCAAAUCGUUAGUUCUAAUGUGGUUGCCAGGGACAAUGCGUUAUUGAAUGACUUAACUCCAGAUCACGUAGAUACCCAUCGCAGAUCCAGCCUACCGAUCGUCACCUCGGAAACGAUCGCGGACGAUAACGGUCACGAGCCACCCUCCUUGCCUGUACCCCUACGAAAGACAUCGUCGCCCCAAAAACGACCAAGGAGUGCCUCUACGUCCACGCAGGUGGAUCCCAAUCAUUUCGAAGCCAAAAGAUCAAAGCAAGGAAAUCCCUCCACACGGCCAAUGUUCAGUCCAGGCCCGACACGACCUCCAUUCAGAAUACCGGAAUUUAAAUGGUCAUACAUACACCAACGGCUGCUGUCGGACGUGCUAUUCUCUUUAGAAACAGAUAUUCAAGUAUGGAGAAGUCACUCAACGAAGUCCGUAUUGGAUUUCGUAAACAACAGCGAGAACGCGAUUUUCGUAGUGAAUACUGUUCAUCUAAUUUCGCAGUUAGCUGACAACCUUAUAAUAGCUUGCGGCGGUCUGCUGCCCUUACUAGCGUCGGCCACUUCGCCAAAUAACGAACUGGACGUAAUCGAGCCAACUCAGGGAAUGCCAAUCGAAGUAGCAGUUUCUUUUUUGCAAAGACUAGUCAACAUGGCCGACGUACUUAUAUUCGCCAGUUCGUUAAACUUUGGAGAACUGGAAGCUGAGAAAAACAUGUCGAGCGGUGGCAUAUUGCGACAAUGUUUACGACUGGUCUGUACAUGUGCCGUUAGAAACUGCUUAGAGUGUAAAGAACGUGGCAGAUCGUACAGCAUGUUAGGUCGACAGAUCGGUUCUAGUAAUAAAUCACAGCAUAUACAAUCGCUUAUUCGCGGAGCUCAGACAUCACCUAAGAACAUCGUGGAUAAUCUUACGCAUCAGUUAAGUCCUGUUAAGGAUCCCGAGAAAUUGCUGCAAGAUAUGGACGUAAAUCGUUUGAGAGCUGUGAUAUACAGAGAUGUUGAAGAAACCAAGCAGGCACAGUUUCUGUCCCUUGCUAUAGUUUACUUCAUCUCUGUAUUGAUGGUCUCCAAAUAUCGCGACAUAUUGGAACCACCAAUAUCGCAGCGCCCACCAAGUCCGGUGCAAACAAUACAGACAAAUGGUGCCGGUCUUAGGCCAGGUAGUCCUUCAGAUGGGAAUGGUGGUGGAGGAGGGCGGCCCUUAUUUCCACAGUGGUCUCACCACGUGUACCCACAGUUCCUCCCGGGAUCUCACCCUAACGCCAAUGCAAAUGUCAAUGCCAAUGCCAAUCAUCACAUCAACCAGCACCACCACCAGCACCCGCUACCGGCUGCCAGGCACUCUAAUCGCCAGCCAUCCUCUAACUAUUAUCUCCCAAAUCACCACAACAAUCACUACAAUCAUCAUCCGAAUAACCAUAACUAUCAUCGUCAUCACCACUAUCAUCAUCACAAUAACAACAACCACCACCAUACGCUUCAAAAGCAUAUCGAUCAGCCCCGAAAUCUCUGUCAUAGAAACUCCGGUGUCGGUCUGCAAGGUAGCGGAGGUAUAAUGAGUCAAUCGGGCUCUCAAGAUGAUGGCGAGUAUGAAGUCAUCAUCGUUGACGAAAACAAUUCUUCAAUUUUGGCCGAUCACGACGUCACAUCAUCUGGGCCGCCGUCAACCAAGGGAGGUCACAGUGGUGUACCUCGGCCGCGGACUAUUCUCGAGGAUUACACCUCAUCAGAACCAACGCUUGGCACUUCUACAAGGUCCGAACCACUGCCACGAAAUCUACAGAGCAAUGACUCCAGUGAGGAGACAGUACAUCGCAGCAAUAUCACUGCGGACCCGAGUCCUUCUGAAGUUACCACCGACAACGAAAACAAGCACAAUUCUUCCGAAGAAGCUUGGACAGAUGUAAAUCUUAAUGAAGACGGUGAUACGAUGCCUAUUACAAAUCCAAGAGAAGAUCCGCGAAACAUCCAUAAUAUUGCACACUCGCGUGGCGACAUGCAAGACAGCGAGGGCAACGUUCUCGAACAAGAAAUGCUCGGUAAUGCCGAACGUGGGGAGAAACCGUCGGCGGAAAUCUCCGUGGUGAGAGUUCCUGAUCGGUUGGUAGUAACCGCAGCAUCCCCGAGAGCCGAUGAAUUGCCAAUCAAAGGUCUGGUCGAUCAUUUACCUGUACCAACACCUUCCCGUGAAGCCUCUCUCACGCAAAAGCUGGAAAUGGCUUUGGGUUCGGUUUGUCCCCUCCUUCGAGAGAUCAUGGUGGACUUUGCUCCCUUCCUGUCCAAAACACUUGUUGGCUCCCAUGGUCAAGAAUUGUUAAUGGAAGGAAAAGGUUUAACCACAUUUAAGAACAGCAACUCCGUCGUGGAAUUGGUUAUGCUCCUCUGCUCUCAAGAAUGGCAAAACUCUCUGCAAAAGCACGCAGGUCUCGCUUUCAUCGAGCUCAUUAACGAGGGAAGGCUGCUAUCUCACGCGAUGAAGGAUCACAUAGUAAGAGUCGCGAACGAAGCAGAAUUCAUUUUAAACAGGAUGAGAGCGGAUGACGUGCUGAAGCAUGCUGACUUUGAGUCACAAUGCGCUCAAACACUAUUGGACCGUCGGGAAGAAGAACGCAUGUGUGAUCAUCUAAUCACCGCAGCACGAAGACGUGAUAAUGUUAUCGCUAGCAGGCUUCUGGAGAAAGUCAGAAAUAUUUUAUCUAACAAGCACGGUGCUUGGGGAUAUAUGGAUCCAAUGGCUGCAAAAUUGGCCGAAUACUGGAAACUAGAUGCUUGGGAGGAUGAUGCACGUAGACGCAAGCGUUUCGUGCAUAAUCCACUAGGCUCGAGCCACCCCGAGGCUACUCUCAAGGCGGCUCUAGAACACGGUGCACCCGAGGAUGCGAUACUUCAAGCGCGUGAAGAGUUUCACGCGCAUCUCGCAGCCUCGCGUGCACACCAACAGCAAUUGCAGUCGGCGGAUCUUCUGGAUGACAGUGAAUUGCUGACGGACGACAGGGAUCUCGACAACGACUUGACAGGUCCGGUGAAUAUUAGUACGAAAGGCAAAUUAAUCGCACCCGGUAUCGUGGCGCCUGGCAUCAUUUCCGUAACAUCUACAGAACUGUAUUUCGAGGUGGACGAGGAUGAUCCGGAAUUCAAGAAAAUCGACAGUGAGGUGCUGAAGUACUGCGAUCAUUUGCACGGAAAAUGGUACUUCUCCGAAAUCCGCGCGAUCUUCUCCCGGCGUUACCUGCUGCAAAAUGUGGCCCUCGAAAUCUUCCUUGCGAGCAGAACUUCGAUCCUGUUCGCGUUCUCGGACCAGGCGACGGUGAAAAAGAUGAUCAAGGCGCUACCGCGAGUUGGCGUUGGUAUCAAGUACGGGAUAUCCCAAACUAGACGGGCAUCCUUGAUGUCACCUCGACAAUUGAUGAGGAACUCCAACAUGACUCAAAAGUGGCAGCGUAGGGAAAUAUCGAAUUUUGAAUAUUUGAUGUUCUUGAACACAAUUGCUGGCCGCACGUACAAUGACUUGAACCAAUAUCCUGUAUUUCCUUGGGUGUUAACGAACUACGAAACGAAGGAACUCGAUCUCAGUUUGCCCAGCAAUUACAGAGAUUUGUCGAAGCCAAUUGGCGCACUGAAUCCAAACAGAAGAGCUUACUUCGAAGAACGCUUCCAAAGCUGGGAACACGACACUAUACCACCCUUCCAUUAUGGCACACAUUAUUCUACGGCAGCCUUUGUUUUAAAUUGGAUGAUACGCGUGGAACCAAUGACAACUAUGUUCUUGGCUUUACAAGGCGGUAAAUUUGAUCACCCUAACAGACUAUUUUCAUCUAUCGCGCUCUCGUGGAAGAAUUGCCAACGCGAUACAUCCGACGUUAAGGAGCUGAUUCCGGAAUUCUUUUUCCUACCGGAAAUAUUAGUAAAUAGCAAUCAUUACCGUUUGGGCAGGCAAGAGGAUGGUAGCUCGGUUGGCGAUGUUGAAUUACCACCUUGGGCUUCGUCUGCUGAAGAGUUUAUACGUAUAAAUCGAAUGGCACUCGAAUCCGAAUUUGUGUCAUGUCAAUUACAUCAAUGGAUCGACCUGAUAUUUGGUUAUAAACAGAAAGGCCCGGAAGCCGUACGUGCAACCAACGUUUUCUACUAUUUAACGUACGAGGGUACCGUAGAACUGGAUACCAUCAUAGAUCCCUUGAUAAGGGAAGCUGUAGAAAACCAAAUUAGGAAUUUCGGACAGACACCAUCGCAGCUCUUAAUGGAACCGCAUCCUCCGAGAAGCUCCGCGAUGCAUUUGUCGCCAAUGAUGUUCUCGAGCAUUCCGGAAGAUGUGUGCAUGACUAUCAAGUUUCCGUCUAACUCGCCGAUUUGUCACAUCUCGGCUAACACUUACCCUCAACUGCCACUGCCAUCGGUUGUGACGGUAACCACCGGACAGCAAUUUGCUGUUAAUCGGUGGAAUACCAAUUAUGCAGCCUCAGUGCAAUCUCCGAGUUAUGCAGAUACACCACAGGCGCAGGCUGCCAAUCAGCCAUUAUCCAUGGAUCCUGUUCUUUCUCAAGCGGCAAACAGCUCAAAUCCAACGUUACAACGUCGACAUCUAGGCGACAAUUUUAGUCAGAAACUCAAAAUUCGCAGCAAUUGUUUUGUUACUACUGUGGACAGCCGAUUUUUAGUGGCCUGCGGAUUUUGGGACAAUAGCUUCCGCGUUUUCUCCACUGAGACAGCAAAAAUCGUCCAGAUAGUAUUCGGUCAUUACGGAGUCGUUACUUGCUUGUCGCGUAGCGAGUGUAACAUUACUUCCGACUGCUACAUUGCAUCCGGAAGUGCUGACUGCACUGUCCUCCUUUGGCAUUGGAACGCAAGAACACAAACUAUCGUUGGUGAGGGUGAAGCACCGGCGCCACGUGCUACCCUUACAGGUCACGAACAGCCUGUGACAGCCGUCGUCAUAUCCGCCGAAUUGGGUUUGGUUGUCUCAGGAUCGCAUUACGGUCCGGUACUCGUUCACACUACUUUUGGUGACCUUCUAAGGUCGCUCGAGGCGCCGAAUGGAUUUUCGUCUCCUGAAAACAUCUCUAUGUCACGCGAGGGCGUCAUCGUAGUAAACUAUGAACGUGGGCAUAUAGCGGCUUUCACCAUAAAUGGAAAACGUCUUCGUCACGAGUCUCAUAAUGAUAAUUUACAGUGCUUACUACUGAGCAGAGACGGCGAGUAUUUGAUGACUGGAGGUGACAAAGGUAUCGUUGAAGUUUGGCGAACCUUCAACCUUGCCCUACUUUAUGCAUUUCCCGCAUGCGAAAGCAGCGUGCGAUCCCUUGCACUCGCUCAUGAUCAAAAGUUUCUUCUAGCUGGUCUGGCAAACGGGUCCAUUGUGAUAUUCCACAUCGACUUUAACAGAUGGCAUCACGAGUUCCAGCAGCGUUACUGAAAUUACGACUUCCUAUUCGCCUAAGAAGGCAGGGCGCACCUCAUAAAACAAACUUUUGCGCUUAACUUUCCAAAUAGUACAUCUUCGAAUUUACAUGUAUUUUCUCGGACAAACGGUGCUUCGUUUGUUCAAUUUUUUGUGGAUCACUCACGAGUGUGUCGAAUGUACGGGGAAGCCAUAGUAUUUGCGCGACAUUUGUACGGGUCAGCUUCUCGUCUCAGACUAUUCUUAGAUUCGCAGCAAAUUUAUGGUAUAUAAAAUAUAUUCAAUCAAUCGAAUUAGGUGCAAUGAGCGGCAAUGAAAUAAAUAUGGUGCACUGCAAAUUUUGACGUUCAGCAAUAAACUCGCUUACAUAGCUGCGUGCAGUGCUUCCGUGAGAGAGGAGGUCGAGCGUGAUACAAAGGGCGAGGUGCAAUCAGAGUUCCGGCUGUUUAUCCCGCGUAAUUGCCGAGUGGACGUCAAACCAUGUCGCAUGCUUGUAAAAGCGCGAAAAUUAUAGGUACUACGUACCGCUCGAAAACGCUAGUCAAUUAAUGAAGACUCGGAUCUAUCUACGUUCGCGAGUGUUCGCGCGAUUUCUUCUCACGCGGUGCGGAGAAAAAGGUAUGCUAUAACGGGGAAAGGCGAUAAGCGCCAAAGAAAGAAACCGCGUCGACGAGACGACGGAGCUGAACAUACGUUAUUUUUAUGCCUGGAACUGCACGUGGAUUUGGCCCACGACACUCUAGCGUUAAAUGUCCAAUUGUAAAUACAGAAUAUGUAAUUCUUCACGUUAUACAUAUAUACAUACACACGCGCUUUAUUCCCUAUAUUAGAGGGGCCAAGGAAGUGAAAGGCGUGCAUUAUCGCGAGAGGUUUUUCAUUCUAUUCUUCUCAGACGUCGCUCACGUCGAACCUUUUGGCUACGCACUUUGUACGUUCAGUUUGAACUACACGCACGCAAACGCACUACUGCUGCGUAAAUCACUGGUACCGCGGUAGCACCGGUAGAUGCUGUGCGGUAAACACAUCGCUAAUCAUUCUCUCGACCGCGGUAUCAAUCCUCUACCCCUCACUCCCCACCGCCGCCGCAACACUUUCUACACCCUGAUGUUCGCGUCCUUCGAAAGAGAUCCUAAUUUUUAUCAAAGCCGUCCAGCUUAACUUUUGCGAGGAUAUUUCUUAGUAUUUUCGCACGCGACGUAUAUUAAUCAGCAAGCAAGUUAUUUAGGCUAAAGUAACAUCCCGAAUUCAUCCUUAACAUUCCGCGAAUUGUCAAGGAUCGUGUUUAUGUGUGAAUGCGUUGUUGGUGAUCCUAGGAUGGUCGAGUGACGAUAGAGUAGGAUAUAUGAGAGAUGAAAGAGAGAGAGAGAAAGAGAGAAAACGUUAAAUAUGAGAGUGAGAGAAUGAAGAAAAAAAAAGCAGACGUACACCUUAACAGCUAACAACGAUGGGGAAGAAGAUGCUUGAUCACGCAUAAGCGGUAGAAUUACUAGCUUGAUUUCCGUUCGUACGCCAUCGUAGAACAUGUGAUCGAUAGUCUUGUAGUAUUACUACAGAGUACUAUUGUCAUUUUGAGCCUUGUGUAUUUCACGAGCUAGUCGUAGACACAAGACGCCGCAUAAGUAUAGCCUUCAGUUGUUUGUACGUAUUCCGGAUGUAGCAUAUUGUCGUCAACUUGAUUUUAAUCAUGUGUAACGAGUAAUUACUUAAUGUAUCUAAGAAGACAGAGGGAUGGGGAAACCGUUUUGUUGUCAUUGCUUCAUAGUCAUAUGACAAUGACAGAUGCAUUUCCGUGGUCGCCAGGACAGUUAUCGCAAAAUCUUCGAAAGAAUGAAGAUGUAAGGACGCGGAGAUGAGAAAACACGGAAAGAAAAUGAGAGGACAUAAACAUAAGUCAUUCGAGGUAAAUCGCGGAUUUUAAUUGGCCGUCGCGAUUUAAUAAAACGUUGUGAUUUUAUAAUACAUCAUAUUACAAUUCGCUUUUGCAUUUA